This is a messenger RNA of Dromiciops gliroides (monito del monte), 2758 nucleotides long. Its product is annotated as zinc finger protein 708-like. The transcript is spliced from 2 exons. The record is from RefSeq and is a predicted model, not a curated record. Gene Ontology annotation, molecular function: DNA-binding transcription factor activity, RNA polymerase II-specific; RNA polymerase II cis-regulatory region sequence-specific DNA binding. Gene Ontology annotation, biological process: regulation of transcription by RNA polymerase II. Bases 1 to 2325 code for a protein of 774 amino acids. NCBI's taxonomy places the organism in Eukaryota, Metazoa, Chordata, Mammalia, Microbiotheria, Microbiotheriidae.
AUGGCUAGGGGACCAUUAGUGCUCCUGCCGGCCACUGAGGGCUGGUGGUGCUGUUCUCCUCCUUUGCAUCUGUGGCACAGGCUGAAGAAAGCCCGGGGUCCCUCCGCUAAGGCUGAGCCCUUUGUAUUGUAUUGGCCCCUGAAAUCCAGGAGCACCCGUCUCCCCUCACACGUUGUUGACAAUGGUUUCUGGACCCGUAGCCGUGAUGCCUUUGGAUGCAUCGCGUACCAAACACCGGCUCAGUCUCCGCCUAUAAAAGCAGUUUUACCUGCAGCCCCGGGCCUCGCAGCCCUUCUCUGUAUCUGUUUCCAAGGAGAUGACAUUUUCACGCAGGCGAAGACAGCAUGUAAAUAUCUAGGCGGAGUUCCUCAGUCCCACCUCCAACCUCGCGCACUGCCGGGGCUGUGCUGGCCUCCCCACCCUCAACUGCUAGGAACCGGCCCUGGGGGCAGGGAGCUCUGUCACUUUGGGAAGAAGACGCUUGGGCAGCUAGCCGGCUGUGUGUGGGCGUGGAGUGAUUGGCGGGCUCAGUGUGCUGACCACAGCUUCCCAGGCUUGGGAGGUGGCGACGGCGGCGGCAGCAACAGCAGCACCCUAGGAGAGACCACCAGGCUCAACAGCACGAGAAACCUGAUGGAGAAUCCCAAGAGCUUCAGCAGCGAUGAUAUGGAGUUGAGGAAUGAGACCACAAAAGCAACUCCAAAAGAAAACAUUACAGGAGAAGAAUCAUCCCAUGGGGUAAAAGUAGAAAGACUCAUAUGGGCUGAUCUUUGCUAUUCUACUUUUAGGGAAAUUGGGAAAAGUGAGAGUCAGAAAAAAAGGCAGCAGGUAAAGUUGGGAAGUAAUGUGAGAAAAAUGACUAAACACCAGCAGAUUCAUACUGGAGACAAUUGUUGUAAAUAUAAUGAAUGUGGUAAAGCCUUCAGUCAACACUCAAACCUUACAGAACGUAAGAAGAUCCCCACUGGAGAGAAGCCUUUUAAAUGUAAUGAAUGUGAGAGAGCAUUCACUUGCAUCUCAAGACUUAAUCGACAUCAGAAGAUUCAUACUGGAGAGAAGCCUUAUAAAUGUAAUGAAUGUGGGAAAACCUUCAUUCAGAGCUCAAAUCUUAUUCGACAUCAGAUGGUUCAUACGGGAGAGAAGCUUUUUAAAUGUAGUAAGUGUGGGAAAGCAUUCACUCGCAAUUCAAGACUUAUACGACACCAGAAGAUUCAUAUCGAAGAGAAACCUUAUGUAUGUGAUGAAUGUGGGAAAGCCUUUAUUCAGAGCUCAAAUCUUACUCGACAUCAGAAGAUUCAUACUGGAGAGAAGCCUUUUAAAUGUAAUGAAUGUGGGAAAGUAUUCACUCGCAAGUCCAGACUUAUUAGACAUCAGAAGAUUCAUACCGGUGAAAAGCCUUAUAAAUGUAAUGAAUGCGGGAAAACCUUCAUUCAGAGCUCAAAUCUUAUUCGCCAUCAGGUGAUUCAUACUGGAGAGAAGCCUUAUACAUGUAAUGAAUGUGGGAAAGCCUUCAUUCAGAGCUCAAAGCUUGUUAGGCAUAAGAUGGUUCAUACUAGAGAAAAACAUUAUAAGUGGAAUAAAUGUGGGAAAGCCUUCAGUCAGAGCUCAAACCGUGUUAUGCAUCAGAUGAUUCAUAUUGGAGAGACACCUUAUAAAUGUAGUGAAUUUGGGAAAGCUUCCAAUCAAUGCUCAAACCUUACAGAACAUAAGAAGAUCCCUACUGGAGAGAAACUUUUUAAAUGUAAUGAAUGUGAGAGAGCAUUCACUUGUAUCUCAAGACUUAAUCGACAUCAGAAGAUUCAUACUGGAGAGAAGCCUUAUAAAUGUAAUGAAUGUGAGAAAACUUUCAAUCAGAGUUCAAAUCUUAUUCGACACCAGAUGAUACAUACUGGAGAGAAGCUUUAUAAAUGUAAUGAAUGUGGGAAAGCCUUCACUCGUAAGUCAAGACUUAUUCGACAUCAGAAGAAUCACACUGGAGAGAAACCUUACAAAUGUGAUGAAUGUGGGAAAACUUUCAUUCAGAGUUCAAAUCUUAUUCGACAUCAAAUGAUUCAUAUUGGAGAAAAGCCUUAUAAAUGUAAUGAAUGUGGCAAAGCUUUCAUUCGAAAAUCUCACAUGAUCCUACACCAGAGGACACAUAUUAGAGAGAAGCCUUAUAAAUGUAACGAAUGUGGGAAAGCAUUCAUUCAAAGCUCAGACCUUGAUAAGCACCAGAGAAUUCAUACUGGAGAGACACCUUAUAAAUGUAAUGAAUGUGGAAAACCUUUCUUUACAAACUCAUCCCUGGUUCGGCACCAACGGAUUCAUAAUGGAGAGAAGUCUUAGAAAUGCAAUCAAUGUGGCAAAGCAUCCUGUAACUCUUCACAUGUUAUUUGAAAACAUUCCUUCAGAAAAGAAUAAAUGUGGGAAAACAUUCCUUCAGAGUUAAAGUCUUAUUCUAUGGCAGAGGAUUCAGACUAGAGAAUAGAGUUAUCAAAUUCCCAACAGAAAUUAAUUUGGGGGGUUUCAUAAUGAAAAAUCUGAAUACUUGGGAAUUCAUAGAAUCAUAAGUUAUUUGGUAUUUUCCAGAACAUUUCAUGUUUAAGUGAGUGGUCAUAAUAGUAAAGUGGAUCAUUUUUCUUUGAUAUGGUUAUACGAAAAGUUUCAGGGUUUUUCUGUACAAAACUGAUAUAAAAUUGUGUGGAUUAUUACUAUUAUGGUUAAUUAAUUAAUUUAUUUAGAAUUUUCCCCCAAGUUACAUGUAAAAAAAAAACCCAAA